AUGGUCACAGGGAAUUUCACCAUGGUGGUUGAGUUCAUCCUUCUAGGACUAACAAACAGACAGGACCUGCAGAUAUUGCUAUUUAUUGUAUUCCUUACAUGUUACAUUGUUUCUCUAAUUGGUAACAUAGUAAUUAUCUGGAUCAGUAGUACAAACCCUCGACUCCACACUCCAAUGUACUUCUUUUUGAGAAAUCUCUCCUUUUUGGACAUCUGGUAUACUUCAAGUGUAGUUCCUAAGAUGCUCAUUAACUUCCUAUCAGUGAAGAAAACCAUAUCUCAUAAUGGUUGUGUAACUCAAAUGUUCAUCCAUAUGACUCUAGGAGGGACAGAGUGUUGCCUGUUGUUAUCAAUGGCCUAUGACCGGUAUGUGGCUAUAUGCAGCCCCUUACAUUACACUAAUAUCAUGCAUCCCACCUUAUGCAUUAAGAUGGCGGCUGCCUCUUGGGUUGGAGGUGUAAUAAACUCAGUAAUAAACUUAGUGUAUACAUUACAACUACCUUUUUGUGGGGUCAAUGUAGUGGACCAUUUUUUCUGUGAGGUUCCUGCAUUGCUAGAGCUGGCUUGUGCAGAUACAUAUCCUAAUAAGACCGUCCUUUUCUUUUGUGCUAUAGUGAUAACAGGCAUCCCGUUUGCUGUCAUCUUUUUUACGUACAUCAAAAUAAUUUCCAGCAUAAUGAAGAUUCGAACAACCAGCGGAAAGAGAAAAGCCUUUUCCACUUGUGUGUCACAUGUUAUUGUGGUGGCAUUAUUUUAUGGCACUACUUUAUUCAUCUAUUUGAGACCCGGGAAGAUUCAUGUUUUGAGCCAAGAUAAAAUGGCCACCUUGUUCUACAGUAUUAUAAUCCCAAUGCUAAAUCCUCUGAUUUACACUUUAAGAAACAAAGAUGUACAAUUAGCACUGAAACACGUACCAAAUUUAGAAGUCUACAAUAACUUCAUAUCAUCUAUAGAAACAGAUUUAAUUGCUUUUUUUCGUAGGAUCAAGUUAAAAGCUUGGUUUUACAAUAGGACGUGGACCAAUACUGCCCAACUGAGUGAGCUCACAUUGGGUAGUCUUGAUCUACGUCUAAAAAGUAACUUCUCUCCUAUGAUUAAUGUAUCUGCCAUUGAUGCCUAUAUAGCCGCAGAUACAUUUUACAAGCAAAUCAGGGGUGUGGCGAUGGGGUCCCAUGUGGCCCCCACUUACGCCUACAUUUUUAUGCAGUGUUUCGAGGAAGAUGUCGUCCAUGUGUCCCACCACCACAAUGAUAUGAAGUUCUAUAAGAAGAGGAACAAAAUGGAUGUGGAGCUGAUCUACCGUAUCGGAUGA
Bufo bufo (common toad) is the source of this 1311-nucleotide messenger RNA. RefSeq names its product putative olfactory receptor 2B8. Gene Ontology annotation, biological process: G protein-coupled receptor signaling pathway. The record is from RefSeq and is a predicted model, not a curated record. Gene Ontology annotation, cellular component: membrane. Gene Ontology annotation, molecular function: olfactory receptor activity; G protein-coupled receptor activity. The transcript is spliced from 5 exons. NCBI's taxonomy places the organism in Eukaryota, Metazoa, Chordata, Amphibia, Anura, Bufonidae. Bases 1 to 1311 code for a protein of 436 amino acids.